GCGGCUGUGUAAAGCUGGGCAGCUGUGUGGCCCUGACACACACCUGCCCACGGGGCUGCAGCCGGACCCUGACCCUCCAGGUCCCAGAUCAGGACCGUUCUCCGCAUCGUAGUUUGGCCUACAGUUGGGAACUUCAUCUCCCGGCAGGCCCUGCGCUCAUCCGCCAUUCCAACACCCUUCUUCCGGAGUCGGCCUACACAGGAGAACUACAUCCCCCAGCGCCCCUUUCACUGCACUUCCGGGGCCGGCCAUUUCUCCCGUCAGGCAUUAUGCCUUCCCGCACUUCCGGCCCCAGGGCCGGAUGUGCGCGUGUUGGGUCUGCCGGUUGGUUGGCGGCGGCGGUGGGUGACUCUUCUGGGGCCCGGCUGGGUUUGGCCCCUCUUCGGCCCGCUCCCUAGCGCCGUGCUGUUGUCAGGGCGACACCCCGUAACGCCCUUUGCUGCCUUUAAGCCCGUGGUGGGCGGCACGUGGCCCCGCAGCGCAAUUCGCUGGCGGGCCGCGCGCGGCUGCCCGUGGCCGCGGUUCCCGUUCCCGGCCAAUGGGCGCUGCGGGAAGCGGCGCGGGUUGCAGGCACGUGCUGGCCGCCGCUUCCCGCAGCGCCCAUUGGCGGCGAGCAGCAGCCGCGGGCGGCGGUGCCUGCCGAUGGUCAAUGUAAACAAACUGGCGCCCGCCAGCGGAUUACCCUGAGGGGCCGCCUGUUGCCCACCACGGGUGAGGGGGCGGCGCCGCCAUUCUGGGUGGGAGCCCUGGGCACGCCGCAGGCAGGUCGCGGCGGGUUCUGGGCACAAGAGGGGUGUUGCUGCCAUUUUCCGGGAGGUGGAGGGGGAUAUCAUCAUCAUUCCUUGCCGGGGAGGAGCCUGGCCACAGUGCGGGGGUCACUGCUGCCAUAGGAGGGUGGGGGUGCUGUCAUUUGUAUGAGUGACGCUGUAGUGACUCCUGUUCACACACUGGUUUGUUUUCUCAUAUGAAGCUGCACUGACCAAGCUGUCUUGCCUGGGGCAGUGUCUAGAGGGCGAAGCAGUAACAUCCCAGUUCUGGUCUGACUGUUUCCAUGGCCAUCGUCUCUGUGGCCCAGUGCCAUGGCCUGACAGCCUUGGUGCUCUUUGGUGUGUGGUUCCUGGGGGCAUGGUAAGGAAUAUUGUUUAAUUAGCGGAGUUCCAGAAUAACCAAUCGCAUCAGAGUGUGGGGAGUGGGAACGCUCCUCUCAUCCGUAUAUAAUAAUGCCUGGGUCUGUGUGACAACGUAGCGCACCGUAGGGAACAGAGCCCUCUAUCAGCUCCAGAUAGGGAUUGAGUAGAGUAGAACUGGGGGGCUGAUGGGAGAGCAUUAUACUCCCUGUGAUGUGACCUCUUUCCUUGUGUCUGUUUCAGGCCUAUAAAGGAUAGAGAUGGCAGAAGAGGCCGGGGAUGAGAAGAAGCAGGUGGCAAAGUUUGAGCUGGAGCGGGAGACGGAGCUUCGCUUUGAGGUGGAGGCCUCGCAGACUGUCCAGCUGGAGCUGCUGGCAGGCAUGGCGGAGAUCUUCGGCACUGAGCUGACCCGUAACAAGAAGUUCACUUUCGAUGCUGGUGCCAAGGUGGCUGUGUUCACGUGGCAUGGCUGCACAGUGCAGCUGAGCGGCCGCACUGAAGUGGCUUACAUAUCAAAGGACACGCCCAUGCUGCUCUAUCUCAACACCCACACAGCCCUGGAGCAGAUGCGGCGGCAGGCAGAGCGUGAGGAUGAGCGGGGACCCCGAGUCAUGGUGGUAGGACCUACGGAUGUGGGUAAGUCGACAGUGUGCCGGCUGCUGCUGAACUACGCUGUGCGGCUGGGGCGCCGACCCACCUUCGUGGAGCUGGACGUGGGCCAAGGCUCGGUCUCCAUCCCUGGCACCAUGGGGGCACUGUACAUCGAGCGGCCUGCUGACGUAGAGGAGGGCUUCUCUGUCCAGGCCCCCCUGGUCUAUCACUUUGGCUCCACCACUCCUGGCACCAACAUCAAACUCUAUAACAAGAUCACAUCUCGCUUGGCUGACGUCUUUAACCAGCGCUGCGAAGUGAACCGCCGGGCUUCAGUCAGUGGCUGCGUCAUCAACACGUGUGGCUGGGUGAAGGGCUCGGGGUACCAUGCCCUGGUGCAUGCCGCCUCAGCCUUUGAGGUGGAUGUGGUGGUAGUGCUGGACCAGGAGCGCCUCUACAAUGAGCUGAAGCGGGACCUCCCCCAUUUUGUGCGCACAGUGCUGCUCCCCAAGUCGGGUGGGGUGGUGGAGCGCUCCAAGGACUUCCGGCGGGAGUGCCGGGAUGACCGCAUCCGUGAGUACUUUUAUGGCUUCCGGGGCUGCUUCUACCCCCACGCCUUCGAUGUCAAAUUCUGUGAUGUCAAGAUCUACAAGGUGGGGGCUCCCACCAUCCCUGACUCAUGUCUGCCCCUGGGCAUGUCACAGGAGGACAACCAGCUCAAGCUUGUGCCAGUGACGCCGGGCCGUGACAUGGUGCAUCACCUGCUGAGCGUCAGCACUGCUGAUGGCAGUGAGGAGAACAUCUCCGAGACCAGCGUGGCUGGCUUCAUCGUCGUCACUGGGGUGGAUGUAGAUCGCCAGGUCUUCACAGUGCUGUCACCGGCACCUCGCCCACUGCCCAAGAACUUCCUGCUGAUCAUGGACAUCCGUUUCAUGGACCUUAAGUAGGGGCUGCAACGGAGCAGAAGAGGUGGAGUCCACCAGGCCUAUAGUGUCUCUGUUGUGGACAGAACUUUUACCAAUUGAAGGGGGUGGAGACUGCCACACAGACUGAAUCAUUUGAAACCAGUGUGGGAAGGGGUAGAGGCUGCUGUCCAGAUCAAACCAUUGGGAGAAACCAAAGUGGGUCAGGUGAGGUUUGUGGAUUAAUUUGUAGACAGAAGCAGGGAGGGAAUGUGGGAUUAAAUGUAACUGUAGAUGGUUCACUGCCUACAUCCUUCUCUAGGUUCUCUUCUCCUCCUUAGAUUUCAGUCCCUGAAAUCUGGACCCAUUGUCCCUUUUACACAGCCAGUGCUUCAUGGGCCUCCUCUUGUAGGAGAGGAUCAAUAUUGUUUUAUAUUUUUGUAAUUUUAAUAAAUUUCCUGGUAUUUUGCUGGUC
Molecule: messenger RNA, 3095 nt
Organism: Dermochelys coriacea (leatherback sea turtle)
Lineage: Eukaryota; Metazoa; Chordata; Testudines; Dermochelyidae
Gene: CLP1
Product: cleavage factor polyribonucleotide kinase subunit 1
Exons: 2
Coding region: 1388-2665 (425 amino acids)
Biological process (GO): tRNA splicing, via endonucleolytic cleavage and ligation
Cellular component (GO): mRNA cleavage factor complex; nucleus
Molecular function (GO): polynucleotide 5'-hydroxyl-kinase activity
Source: RefSeq, a predicted model, not a curated record